AUGUCGCAUUCGAAGCAAGGCGUCUACGUACCGUUGCCGCAAUCUCUCAGCGACUCUGAGUCGGAUAAAGAAGAGAAAUCCAACGGCAUCGAAUCGUCGAAUCUCAAGUUCACCCAGCCGAGGAACGGGCACCCGCACCUGCCCGACUUCCAGCACGAUUUAGGUAAAAUAAAGAUCAAAAGCGUUAGAAAAUUGAGCGCACGCCGCAAAAUCGCACUGACUUUUUCCGUAUUCGUGUGUUUCCUGCCUAUUGUCAUACUACUAUGGAUCCUACCGUGUCAAGAUACAAGCACUUGUUCGCUGAAAAUCGGCAACUGGGAAUCGUCGCACGACGACGUCGAAUUUCUGGGACCCAUAAACCUGAUCAGGGGCAUAUUCCACAAGAAUUGGAACCUCGCUUUGAUUUACAAAGGCAGCUUUAAAAGCUCGAAAGCGUUCAAAAACGGCGUGCUAUCGGUACUGGGCGACAACGGAGCAGUCGCUUGGGACUUCCAGCAGGAGAGCUUCCCCAGCGAAAUGAACUGCACCAUCUUAGACGCGACAAACGGUGGAUUGUACGAUUGCUUGGUGGUGGACGGUAAAGGAUUGAAAGCGAUCGAACCGGUUUCGGGCGAAGCCCUGUGGCACGCUCACAGCUUGGAAGGCAAAUCCAUUCCGGAAUUGGGAAUGCCCAUCAAAAUAGACGAUUUAGACAAAGACGGUGUAAACGAACUACUAGCCGUGUACAAAAAGAGCGACUUGUUGAUAAUAUCGGGCAAGACCGGUCGGGCUCUCUCCAACAUACGAUUACCAUCGAUAUGCUCUUCUAUUAAUCUACUUAAACUCAACAGUAUAAACUCGAUUAAAUACGUGUGCACGAAAACCGGAGACGCCGAAGCGACCUACGAAAUAUCAAUGCAAGAUAUCGAAUCGAAAUACUUGGACUCCGGAGCCAACAUUAAACUGAAUGUAGUCCAAAACGAGGCCAAUUCGACGUACAUUAAAGCCGGUAACAAAAAAUUAGUAGUGAACAACAUCAACAUUUGCCCUAAAUGCAACAGCAUUGUAACAUUGUUCGAUUCGAACAACACCAAAGUGGAUUCGUGGACGUUCGAUAACACCAUCAUCAUGAAUCCCAUACCGUUUACGUUCCCUUCAUCGAGACCGUUGUACUCGUUCGAAACGUACAUACACGGAUUCAUCCUGAAAAUGUGGUACUGGCAGGAAGAUUCGUUGAAAUUAUCGCCGGUGACUAGAAUUUACAAGAGAAACGUGCCCAUACACAACGAAACGUUCCAUUUGAACAAAGUAUCCGAACGAGUAAUCCUGAUAAUACUGAAAGAUAACGACGUGAGGAUAGAAAACGUCAGCCUGACGGACAUUUAUUUGAUUUGCAACGGACCACAGCACCACAAUUGCCAGCCCAAUCACAACAACCAGAAGGAUUCCCUGCUGAUAGCCGAUCUGGACUUUGACAAUUUGAUGGAAUUGAUCAGUUUUAGUUCCACGUACAAGCAAAUCGACGUGGACGGUUACGAUACGUGGCAUCUCACUUCUAAAUUGAACGUGUUUAGAUUAGAGAGCGAGUUUCCUAAGUUGUUGAAAAAUAAAUAA
Messenger RNA from Phyllotreta striolata, 1593 nucleotides. NCBI's taxonomy places the organism in Eukaryota, Metazoa, Arthropoda, Insecta, Coleoptera, Chrysomelidae. The record is from the annotation of a GenBank genome assembly.